AGUGUAAACAGCACAAGAUCAUGGCCACUAACUACAGUGCCAACCAGUAUGAAAAGGCUUUCUCAUCCAAGUAUCUGCAGAACUGGUCUCCCACUAAGCCAACAAAAGAGUAUAUCUCUUCCCAUGAAGGCUACACUCAAAUUAUUGCCAAUGAUCGUGGUCAUCUACUGCCUUCUGUGCCCCGUUCCAAGGCAAAUCCUUGGGGUUCCUUCAUGGGCACCUGGCAAAUGCCUCUGAAGAUACCCCCUGCUCGGGUGACACUGACUUCCCGUACAACUGCUGGUGCUGCCUCCCUUACCAAAUGGAUACAGAAAAAUCCUGAUUUACUCAAGGCCUCCAAUGGGCUGCGUCCUGAAAUCUUAGGCAAGUCCCAUGAUCCAGACAGUCAGAAGACAUUCAGGAAGAAGUCUAUCACAAAGACUGUACAACAAGCACCAAGUCCAACCGUAAUUCCACGCUCCCCAGCUGCCAACCUCAAUUCCCCAGAUGAACUCCAAAGCUCACACCCCUCUGCAGGUCAUACUCCAGGUCCCCAAAGCCCAGCAAAAUCCUAAGAGCCCACCUAGAAGUCCAUGUAUGCUAGAACUCUGGGCAGGGCCUAAGCUAGCUGAGGUCCAGAAAUACAAACCUUAACUUCAUAUGGACAAGGUAGCCA
Callithrix jacchus (white-tufted-ear marmoset) is the source of this 655-nucleotide messenger RNA. Its product is annotated as protein Flattop. NCBI's taxonomy places the organism in Eukaryota, Metazoa, Chordata, Mammalia, Primates, Cebidae. Gene Ontology annotation, biological process: cilium organization. The record is from RefSeq and is a predicted model, not a curated record. Gene Ontology annotation, cellular component: ciliary basal body.